This is a messenger RNA of Aspergillus campestris IBT 28561, 4603 nucleotides long. Its product is annotated as putative ABC transporter. Gene Ontology annotation, biological process: transmembrane transport. The record is from RefSeq and is a predicted model, not a curated record. The transcript has 3 exons. Gene Ontology annotation, molecular function: ATP binding; ABC-type transporter activity; ATP hydrolysis activity. Gene Ontology annotation, cellular component: membrane. NCBI's taxonomy places the organism in Eukaryota, Fungi, Ascomycota, Eurotiomycetes, Eurotiales, Aspergillaceae. Bases 1 to 4434 code for a protein of 1477 amino acids.
AUGGAUGAGAAGUUGGCGACCUCAGAAACCCGAAGCGGCUCAGACGUGGAUACUCUGAGCACCGUAGACAACUCCGAACAGGGUCGAGAAUGGAGCAAAAACGCCCAUUCACAAUCGGCGAUGGCCCGUCAAUAUGGGGUCAACGUCGAGAGAGCGGAGCAGGAGUUCUCUGAGCUCAAUAAACAACUGUCGAGCAUCUCGCAGCGUGCCCACCGGCUCUCCCGACACACGUCCAGGGCGUCCAAAGCCCUCGCAGACAACGAAGAUGUCGAGAGAUCGGCCACGUCCGCCGAGUCAGAGGAACCCUGGGAUCUUGAAACUGCGCUUCACGGCGACCGAGCUGCAGAAAUGGAGGCGGGCAUCAAGGACAAGCACAUCGGUGUCAUAUGGGAUGACCUGAGUGUUCGUGGGAUCGGCGGAGUCAAGACCUACAUCAAAACGUUUCCCGAUGCGAUUGUCGACUUUCUCAACGUCCCAGGGCUCGUAAUGGAUCUUCUUGGGUUGGGUAAGAAGGGCACAGAGGUCGAGAUCUUGACGAAAUUCCGCGGAUACCUGCAGCCCGGGGAGAUGGUGCUUGUUUUGGGGCGGCCCGGAUCGGGCUGCACUUCGUUUCUCAAGGCCAUCACGAAUCAGCGGUUUGGUUUCACGGCUAUCGACGGCGAGGUUAUGUACGGUCCUUUCGACGCGAAGACUUUUGGGAAACGGUUCCGCGGAGAGGCGGUCUACAACCAAGAGGACGAUGUCCACGAUCCUACGCUCACAGUCAAGCAGACGCUAGGGUUCGCGCUGGAUACGAAGACACCGGGGAAAAGGCCCCUUGGGGUCUCCAAGGCGGAGUUCAAGGAUAGGGUGACUCGCAUGCUGCUCAAGAUGUUUAAUAUUGAACACACUGCCAACACGGUGGUGGGCAACCAAUUCAUUCGGGGAAUCUCCGGCGGCGAGAAGCGCCGUGUCAGCAUUGCAGAGAUGAUGAUCACAUCGGCGACGGUGCUGGCCUGGGAUAAUAGUACGCGUGGCCUGGACGCUUCGACGGCUCUAGACUUUGCGAAAUCGCUCCGAAUCAUGACAAACAUCUAUAAGACCACCACUUUUGUGUCCCUGUACCAGGCAUCAGAGAAUAUCUACAGACAAUUCGAUAAAGUCCUUGUGAUUGACAGUGGCCGCCAGGUCUUCUUCGGUCCCACAUCCGAGGCACGGCCUUAUUUCGAGAAUCUGGGGUUCAAAGAAAAGCCACGCCAGACCACGCCCGACUACUUGACAGGCUGCACAGACCCAUUUGAGCGAGAGUACAAAGACGGCAUCGACCUUAGCAGAGUCCCCUCAACCCCGAGCGAACUGGCCGAGGCGUUCGACCAAUCCGUCUACAGCCAGAAUCUCGCAGAGGAAAUGGACGAGUACCGGAAACAAGUCGAACAUGAAAAACACGUUUACGAGAAUUUCGAAAUCGCCAACCGGGAGGCGAAACGCAAAUUCACCUCGAAGUCGUCCGUCUACUCGAUCCCGUUCCACUUGCAGGUAUGGGCCUUGAUGCAGCGUCAGUUCUUGAUCAAAUGGCAGGAUAAAUUCGCACUGAUCGUCUCUUGGGUGACAUCCGUUGGGGUGGCUAUCGUGCUCGGAACGGUCUGGCUUAAGCAGCCAGUGACCAGCGCUGGAGCCUUCACGCGAGGCGGUCUUCUGUUUACAAGUCUGCUCUUCAACGGGUUCCAGGCGUUCUCGGAGCUAGCGUCUACGAUGAUGGGGCGCGCUCUGGUGAACAAACACAGCCAAUUCACAUUCUAUCGACCGAGCGCGCUGUGGAUUGCGCAAAUAGUGGUGGAUGCUACAUUCGCCAUCGCCAGGAUCAUCAUCUUCAGCAUCAUCGUGUACUUCAUGUGCGGACUGACCCUCGACGCGGGUGCGUUCUUCAUAUUCAUUCUGAUCAUCUUCCUUGGAUACAUCGACAUGACGGUAUUCUUCCGGACGAUUGGAUGCCUGUGUCCCGGCUUCGACCACGCGAUGAACUUUGUUUCCGUGCUCAUCUCGCUGUUCGUCAUCACUUCGGGAUAUCUCGUCCAGUGGUCGGCUGCGCAAGUCUGGCUGCGUUGGAUCUACUUCAUCAACCCCUUCGGGCUGGGCUUCACGGCACUGAUGGUCAACGAGUUCCGCGGCCUGGAAAUGACCUGCACGCAUGAGUCUCUAGUUCCCAGCGGUCCAGGAUACGACGAUAUCGCUCACCAGGCUUGUACCCUUGCGGGCGGCGAGCCUGGGUCCGCCAUUGUGCCGGGCGCGAAUUACAUCGCUACUACGUUUAGCUACAUGGAGGGAGACUUGUGGCGGAAUUUCGGCAUCAUGAUGGCUCUCAUUGUUGGCUUUCUUGCUAUGAACUUGUACUUUGGUGAGGUUAUUCGGUUUGAUGCUGGGGGCAAGACUAUCACGUUCUACCAGAAGGAAAACAAGCAGAGGAAAGACCUGAAUGAGAGGUUGAUGGAGAAAAAGGCCAAUAGGCAGUCCAAGAAAGGCGGGGAAGUUGAGACCGACAUCGAAAUCACGUCCAAGUCGGUCUUGACCUGGGAAGAUGUCAAUUACGAUGUCCCUGUGCCAUCGGGGACACGCAGGCUUCUCCAUUCGGUGUAUGGCUACGUGCAGCCCGGAAAGCUGACGGCGCUUAUGGGUGCAUCGGGGGCAGGAAAGACUACACUGUUGGAUGUCCUCGCGGCCAGGAAGAAUAUUGGUGUGAUCCACGGUGACAUCCUGGUAGAUGGCGUGCCCCCAGGUACGGCAUUCCAGCGCGGAACGUCCUACGCCGAGCAACUGGAUGUCCACGAAUCCAUGCAAACCGUCAGAGAAGCAUUGCAGUUCUCCGCCGACCUCCGGCAGCCUUACGAGACACCGCAGUCGGAGAAGCACGCCUACGUGGAAGAAAUCAUCUCGCUUCUUGAACUGGAAAGCCUCGCGGACGCCAUCAUCGGGACACCUGAAACCGGAUUGUCGGUCGAAGAGCGAAAGCGCGUGACCAUUGGCGUUGAAUUGGCGGCAAAACCAGAGCUACUCCUCUUCUUGGACGAACCUACCUCGGGCCUCGACAGCCAGUCUGCCUUUAACAUUGUUCGGUUCCUGCGGAAGCUCGCCGCCGCCGGGCAAGCGAUCCUCUGCACCAUUCAUCAGCCCAACUCGGCUCUAUUCGAGAACUUCGACCGCCUCCUCCUGCUGCAGCGAGGGGGCGAAUGCGUGUACUUUGGCGACAUUGGCGAAGAUUCGCGCACCCUGCUGGAGUACUUCCGUCGCCACGGCGCCGACUGUCCCGAGGACGCCAACCCCGCCGAAUGGAUGCUAGACGCCAUCGGCGCCGGCCAAACGCGACAGAUCGGGGACCGCGACUGGGGCGAUGUCUGGCGCACGUCGCCAGAGCUCGUACAAGUCAAGAGAGAGAUCGAGGAGAUCAAAGCCAGCCGGACGCAAGCGACCCAACGCCAUGACGCUCCGCCGACCGGCGAGAAAGAAUAUGCGACUCCGCUGUGGCACCAGAUCAAGGUCGUCUGCAAACGGACCAACAUCGUCUUCUGGCGCUCUAGUAAAUACGGAUUCACGCGCUUCUUCACGCACCUGGCCAUCGCGCUCGUCACGGGGCUGGCCUUCUUGCAACUGGACGACUCGCGGGCCUCCCUGCAGUAUCGGAUCUUCGUGAUCUUCAACGUGACAGUCAUCCCGAUCAUCAUCAUCCAGCAGGUCGAGCCGCGCUACGAGAUGUCCCGACUGAUCUUCUACCGCGAGUCCGCCUCAAAGACAUACAAAGAGUUCGCCUUUGCCCUAGGCAUGGUAAUAGCCGAAGUGCCCUACUGCAUCCUCUGCUCCGUCAUCUUCUUCCUCCCGCUCUACUACAUCCCAGGCUUCCAGUCCGCGACCGACCGCGCGGGCUACCAAUACUUCAUGAUCCUCAUCACCGAGCUAUUCGCCGUAACGCUCGGCCAAAUGAUCGCCGCCCUCGCGCCAAACGCCUUCAUCGCCUCGCAGAUCAACCCGCCCAUCACCAUCAUCUUCAGUCUCUUCUGCGGCGUCAUGGUCCCCAAGCCGUCGAUGCCCGGCUUCUGGCGCGCCUGGCUGUACGAGCUGGAUCCGUUCACGCGCGUCGUCAGCGGCAUGGUGACGACCGAGCUGCACGAUCGUCCCGUCGUCUGUCUCCCCAGCGAGUACAGCCGGUUCGAGGCGCCGUCGCACCUCACGUGCGGGGAGUACAUGCAGCCGUUUUUUGAAAACGGGGGCGUGGGUUAUCUCGCGGAUAAUGCCACGCGGGCCUGUGAGUACUGCGCGACCAAGGUCGGCGAUGAGUUCUAUCGGGCUUUCGAGAUGAGCUUUGAUAAUCGAUGGCGGGAUUUGGGCAUUUAUCUCGCGUUUGUCGGGUCGAAUCUGAUCUUCUUGUUCCUGGCGGCGCGCUAUUUGGUCUUCAAUCGCCGGUAGACAGUAGACGGCUUGGGUCGGUCCAGGGCCGGGACGCUUUUCGUCUACUGGGAAUGAGGUGGAGAGAUGUAUAUUGAUUUAAAAGGAGAGUAGAUAUGGACUCUUCAUGCUUUAGCUUGUUAAACAAACGCUCGAUGUUACAUAUGGAGUAAUGGGCAAUUUGACAAUG